Molecule: messenger RNA, 510 nt
Organism: Effrenium voratum
Lineage: Eukaryota; Dinophyceae; Suessiales; Symbiodiniaceae
Source: the annotation of a GenBank genome assembly
AUGGUUGGUGGCCCACUCUGCGCAAUCUUCGGGUUCAUCGUGUUCUUUCUGGCUUUGUACUUCACUCCCGAAGUCAAAGUUCUGAACACGACCUUCGACGCCAGCAAGCCAGUGCUGGUGGUGGGCACAGGGCCGAGCGGUCUCUCCGCCGCCUGGAUGCUGGCGAAAAGUGGGCGACAGGUGUUGCUACUUGAGGCCGAGAGUGAGAUCGGUGGGCACUCCAAAACAUGGGUGGAACCCACCGACAAAGGCGAUUUUCACAUGGACAUUGGCUUCAUUUUUAAUAAUGUCCAUUACUACAAAUACCUCAACCUCACCAGUUACUUCGGCUACGAGACGAAGAACACCGCCUUGAACACCUCCGGGGCCUUCAAUGGCAGAUAUUGGGACAAUGUGCACUCAGAGCGAGGCAUUUAUGGCGAGGACCUGGAGCGGGAGGUGGACCGAUUUCUGGAGCUCGUGGAGGAGCCGGAGGACACCUUGAGGUCGGGCAAAGACCAGCAGGUUUAA